AUGAAUAGUAGUGUCGUCGUUGAAACGAAUGUGAUGUUUCCUGCGGUGACCGUGUGUAACCUAAGUCCGCUCCCCCGCUCUCCUGCACUGGCUGACCAUCCCCUGUGGGCUCCGUUCAUGGAUAUUGUAGACUGUUAUUCUGGGAAAGGCUCUUUGCCAAGAUGUGAAGGAAUGGAGGACGAACGACUUAAGAGGGACGUAAAGACAACGGAAGAAAAUAAAAUCAACUUAAUACACAACCAAGAGGAGACAAGGAAGAAGGAAGCCUCUUCUAAAUUGAGUCCACGCCAUCGCGCAAGAGCUUUAGAUAACCGUGUACAGACCACACCCAGGUCUCCCCGGCCCCUACGACCGAAAAGGUCCUUUGGAACAGCGCAACCCCGGGAAUGUCUGCCAGGGAUGUUCAGGUGCAACGACGGCAGGUGCAUUCACUCCCGUCGGGUUUGUGAUGGUGAAGGCGACUGCCGUGACAAGGAAGACGAGCAAACAUGCUGUGGGUGUCCAGAAUACCACGUCGGCUGCAGAGAUCAGUGCUAUCCCGAUUUCAAGCGAUGUGACUAUUGCGAAGAAACUGGCUGCGACGAUGUGACCCCCCCUUGCAAAGAGGGGUAUUUCCAGUGCUCGGAAGGGAAGUGCAUCAGUAACCAUUUCGUAUGCGAUGGAUUCCAAGACUGCAUUUGGUAUGGAGAAGACGAGAAAAACUGCUCCACGUGUAAGGAAGGGUUUCUCUGCCAGACGGGAGAAUGUCUGCCUCACUACUCGCGCUGUGACGUAAGCAAGCAAUGCCCUGGCGGAGAAGACGAGAGUCAGUGCGACACGUGUGAAGGAGGUGUUCUCUGCCCAUCGCUCAAUUGCAUUGAAAUGAAAUAUCGAUGCAAAGUUAUCGAGAUAUGUGGCGACAUGAAUUGGUGCGUGACUUGUGGCGACGGAUACGAGUGCAGGACAGGCGAGUGCAUUCCUUCGUACCAACGAUGCGACGCCGUGGCAGACUGUCCUGAGGGAGACGAUGAAAUAGGAUGCGACUCUUGUAAAGACGGGUUACUCUGCAACACCGGGAAAUGUCUACCCUUCUACCUGGUGUGCAAUGCAGAGGCAGAUUGUCCCGGUGGAGAGGACGAGCUGGCGUGUGAGAGGUGCCUCAACGGCUUCCUGUGCCAGACGGGCGAGUGCCUUCCCUCCGGCGUCCGAUGCAACGGGACUCGGCAGUGCCCGGGCGGAGAAGACGAGGAAGGAUGUGAUUGCAAGGACGGCUUCCUCUGCAACUCGGGGGCGUGUCUUGAGGUCUCUGCCUUUUGCAACGGAGCGUCUGACUGCCCGGGAGGCGAGGACGAGGCCAACUGCGACACAUGCAGCGAGGGGUUCCUGUGCCGUUCGGGGGAAUGCCUUCACUCCGGACGGCGGUGCGACACAAGAAGGGAGUGCCAGGAUGACGGAGAUGAGCUGAGUUGUGCGACGUGCAAAGGGGGGUUCCUCUGCGCGACAGGUGAAUGCUUUCCUAUGUCCUACCGGUGUGACUUAGGUGACGACUGCCCCGGGGGAGAAGACGAGGAAGGCUGCGAGGAAUGCCAGGGACGUUUCUUCUGCAUGACAGGUUCAUGCAUUGAUCCGUCAGCUGUUUGCAACAACGUUACGGACUGCCCAGGAGGAGAAGACGAAUCGGAUUGCGGUAUGUGGCAAUGA
Messenger RNA from Penaeus indicus, 1680 nucleotides. Its product is annotated as low-density lipoprotein receptor-related protein 1B-like. Gene Ontology annotation, molecular function: protein binding. The coding region runs from base 1 to 1680 and encodes 559 amino acids. The transcript is spliced from 15 exons. NCBI's taxonomy places the organism in Eukaryota, Metazoa, Arthropoda, Malacostraca, Decapoda, Penaeidae. Gene Ontology annotation, cellular component: plasma membrane. The record is from RefSeq and is a predicted model, not a curated record.